Labeo rohita (rohu) is the source of this 3666-nucleotide messenger RNA. RefSeq lists its product as uncharacterized. The transcript has 15 exons. The record is from RefSeq and is a predicted model, not a curated record. Bases 908 to 3544 code for a protein of 878 amino acids. Lineage: Eukaryota; Metazoa; Chordata; Actinopteri; Cypriniformes; Cyprinidae.
CUUAAAUUUACGGAACAAAAACUGUUUCGUCAGGUCAAGAAAUUGUGUUUAUAAACCUUUAGAAGUGCAAGUUAGCAGUUUCGUGAUGCAGCAAAUGACAGACAUUAUAAAACUAUAACUUGCUGCUCCAAAUGUGUAGUAGGUUAUCUAAGUUAGCUAAUUAAAUUCAAGUUUGUUUAUUUUUUCACGUAUAAUCACGCAAGGUAAUAUCAUAGAAGACUGUCAUUUUUAGUGUGUUUUCAUAUUACAGUAGCUCACAACACUUUAGCCAAUUAUAAAUGCUCAGAUGAAGAAUAGUGUUGCCAGAUUGGUGUGUUUUGCAGUAACUGUUUGAAAUCCACACAAAAUUAUAUAGUAAGCACGCAAAUCUUACCAAUAAUAAACAAUACAAAUUAAUUAAUAGUUACAACAAUAUUCUGGCUCUUCACAAUUUUACAAUAUAUCACAACAAAGCAAAUUAAGUGUUCUUCUCUAAAGAAAGCUACAUUGUAGCUAUGUUGUAAACUAUUUUCCAUGUCUGUCAUUUGGCACAACAGAAAUAUCAAAAUUCCACCUGUCCAAGCCCAUUUUAUCCAGCUCAAAACCAAUCAAAAACUGUCCAAUCUGACAACACUGAUGAAGAAAAUACUAGUAAAAAUGUAAGGAUUUCAGUUCUGAUUUUUUUUUCUUUUGUCAGGUCCUUCAAAUUUGCCAGCGUCCAGCAUUCUCCUUUAUUUUAACCCCACUCUACACACAGACACACACAUACACACACACACAAAAACCAAAGGCACUUUUAAGAGCCACAUCCGUCUUGUCUUUCUGUAUCUCUCGCUCUCUCUCUCUCUGUUUACAUGUACUUGUAGUUGUCGUAUCCGUCCAUCUUUGUUGUGAGUCUUUCUUUCUGUUUGUGUUUCUCCCCAUCACCAUGAGUGAUUCAGAACUCCAAAAACAGUUUAUGGAGCUAGAUAAUCUGGUUGAUCAUCAUGAACUCAGCGAUGAGCUCCAAAGUCUUGAUGACUUUCUUGGUGAGCUGCAGGAAGAGGAGGAAGCAGUCCCAGUAAAGACACCUGAACCAAGGGUGCAUUGGAGAAAAAGAGACAUUGAUGGAAACAUUGUCUAUGCAAGACCAAGGUCAAGCAGGAAUCAGUCAAAUAAGGCUGAUCACAUUCAGAAAACUGAUCCUCCCAUCAAUGCUCCUGACACUAACUGUGAGGUGACCUUUGCUCCAGAGACUGUUGAGUGUUUUCUGCAAGAUCUCCAGCACUCACUGAGUGAUACCUCAGAUGAUGAGGCAUCACCUCGUGGAACCUCAAAAGAUCCUUUCCUAGCUUCCUCAAACUGGAGCACACGACAAAGUCUCUUUUCAGAGAGGUGGAGGGCAGAGAGACCCCGGCUGGUGAACACUGCUGCGGCACAAGAAAAUGUGGCAACACGCAUCUGCCAGCAGUGUGGGAGCAAUCCAGCUGCUGUCCGGUGUUGUGACUGUCGACCACGCCCCUUCUUCUGUGCUGAAUGUGAUGUCAGCAUGCACACCAGACAUGUUCUCCAUAACCGAGAUGCCAUGACGGCUGGAUUCUACCAGCCAUUGCCUCCAACGACUUUUGUUGUAGAUAAGGCUCUUUCCCAUUGUGUGCGGCUUGUACCUGUGGAGAUUCCUGACAAAAUAUGCGGUUGUUCACCAGAGUCAUUGAGGGUCAGCCCAGGGAAGACUGUUGCUGUAAUCACAAUAAAUGGACGAUAUGAUCUAAGCAUGCCUGAGUUGAGCUGUGAGGCAUGCCAAGCCACUUGGGCUGCUGGAGUGGUCGACCUAAAUCGAAGUGAUUACUGGCCUGCGACCCUUCACUUUUCCACAAUGUAUGCCACAGAUGUCUUUUUUUCAUUUGAAGAAAUGAAGAUGGCAGCACCAGGACUGUCCUGCCAAGCAUUUUUAAGAAUGCUGGAUCAGCGAACUGUCCGCUUUGGUCGUACUGGCAAGAUCUCCACGGACAGUUUCCAGAAAAGUUUUUUUGAGUGGGAGGCUGUGCGAUAUGAGGUGGACAAAAUCUGCAAGGAAGAGCACUUUAUCUGUCCUGCGUGCACCCCAGAUAUGCUGGCAGUUUCAGUAGAUGGAAACCGCAAGCAUUACCGUUUCAAGAAUGCAGCUAGAUCUGAGGAACAGGCCAUCUUUGAAGACAUCUUUAUCGCUAAGGAUGAAGAUGUGACAAGAUUUGUGGACUAUAUUCACAAGACAUCUAAACAUGUCAGUGGAAGAGGUGUUUGUGGAGGAGAGUGGUCAGCAGCCAGAGAGACCUCUCAAAGAUCUGCCAGCAAGGUAGAUGAGGAGGGACUGGAGCUUGCGGUGUGUCGGCACGGAGUGCUGCUCUGUGCUUUAAAUAUGUACAGGGGGGAAAUUUUUGCAUAUCCCCUGUACCUGCAAGAAAAGCUGGCCAGUAGGCAAAUCACUUUUUUUUGUAUGGAUGUGACCUGCAAAUAUUGGCCAUACCUCCAAAGAGUUGCAAAAAGCUGCCCAGAGCUCCAGCACCUUCUUAACAUGAAGCCCUUCCUUUCAGUAUUCCAUGCCAAAGCCCAUGAUUUUAAAUGUGAGGUAAAAUGGAGCGGGGCAUAUCAGGAUGGGGCAGGUUUAACACUAGGGGAGGAGGUGGAACAGUGUAAUGCUUUCCUCUCUAGGAUUGCAGUGACCACAAAACACAUGUCCAAAGCAGGACGCACAGACAUGCUGACUCUCAUGGUCAUGCGCUGGAAUCAGCAAAAGUUCAACAAUUUGGCCACUGCACUGACCCGUCGAUAUCAGAAGACCACAAAAGCUCUGCAAAGCCAGUUGCAAAACCUAGAGUCCAUGAAAGUUGAACUGGCAGUGACAGAGAGCCAAUUGGAAGACUGGGUCAAUGAUGUAAAGGAUUGGGCAGACGCAAUAACAACAACCACAAAUGAUGUUGAUGCCUUGGCCAACAGAAUUGAGGUGCUGGUGGCAAGUGUCAAGAGGCGUUCCCAGCGUCUCUAUAAAGAUACAGAUGGCAACAAAGGUCGUGCAAGGAUCCGCCGCAAGAUCAGGGAGGAGAAGGGCAUUCUGACAUCACUUGUAGAGACAUACAACAGAAUGGUUCCAAACACAGAAACUCUGUGCUUGGAAACCAUUUUGUCUGGUGAGACAGCUUGGCCAUGGCAGCUGCCACACAGUGACUCUGUCGAUCUAAGGACAAAAAGAAAGGCAUUCGACAUCAUCAUGUCAGUAAGGCGACUUCAGGAGGAGCAGAAGAUUCUUGUUGCAGAGAUGGACCACCAUUGGAAAUAUCUUUCAACUCGUGCUAAGACCCUCAGAGAACUGUCCUGCUUGUUUGCCAGUGAGACACUGCAAAGUUCGCUGUGUGGCCUAAGUGAAGAGGGUCUGAAAGGCCUGCAGAGCAUCAUCCACAAAAAGCAACGUAAAAUCAGAGAUAUGAGGGUGCAAGCAAGAGACUGUUAUCUGCAAGUUUUGUCUGGAGCAGAGAACACCAACUUCUUAAACAAACCAUCAGCUGAUGACUAUGACAGUGACUUUGAAAUUUCUGAUGACGAACUGUAAUGAACAAAAAAAAAAAAAAAAAAAAAACUGACCCUUUUUUUUUUUUUUUUAACUUGACAGUGACCUUGACCUUAACUCUGAAUCUCAAGAGUGUAAUAAAAUCUGCUUUUCAUCACCUUAUA